GGAAACCAAAGCGAAGAAAUAAAAAAGACGAAACGGAGGGAAGCAAAAACUUUCUUCCAGGAUGGCAAAACGAUAAGCGCACAAAAAUAAAAAUGCCCGCUCUGCUGCGUGGCGUAUGAUGGAACGAAGAAAAAAAAAAAAAAAAAAAAAGCGGCAAGCAGGUUCAAAUCACAUUAGGCUGAAGAAAGCCAUCUGCAGUGAAGGACCCACGCUCUCAAUUCAAAUGAUAAAUUGGAGGCACAAACAUGCAUAUAUGGUUAAGAGGCAAACCCAGAGGCUGUCGCCGUCGCAACAGCAGAAAUACGAUGAUACGAUGAUGUGCGCCACAGCAAAGCAAAUCAACCAACGCAGUGGAAAAUGAAGGAGCAUAUGUAGACCUUUGCCCCGCCCCAAAAGUGAGGCAACAAAAUGGGGCAAAAGGCGAACCACUGGGCUGUUUCCACAGGGGGUAGGAAGUCCUCACAUGAGUAUGCACAGUAGUAUGCACAUGGGGGUACAGGCAGAUUCGUGUUGGCUACUCCAAUGUGGGGGGAAAUAACACCAUUUAGUACUUUCACGUAACGGUUACCCCCUUUUCAGUCCUUCUCACCCUUAAGUGGAGGGAAAUUCAUUGGCAUAUGCGACCCUCAGCCGGUUCACAUUUGAACAGUUGCGUCCUUUACUCUUUUCGCAUGCCCGUGUUG
Molecule: messenger RNA, 683 nt
Organism: Plasmodium vivax (malaria parasite P. vivax)
Lineage: Eukaryota; Apicomplexa; Aconoidasida; Haemosporida; Plasmodiidae
Exons: 2
Coding region: 116-361 (81 amino acids)
Source: RefSeq, a predicted model, not a curated record